Messenger RNA from Notechis scutatus (mainland tiger snake), 715 nucleotides. The record is from RefSeq and is a predicted model, not a curated record. NCBI's taxonomy places the organism in Eukaryota, Metazoa, Chordata, Lepidosauria, Squamata, Elapidae.
AUGGAGGAACCAAGGCAGCAGCCGUACUCGCCAUCAGAAAUGCCACCGGCUAAACCAGCAUCAAGGGCCACCAUCAAGACCUUCUUGGGUGUGAUCACUAUCUUCGUUAUUGCUCAAAUGGUGGUCACUAUCCUCUAUAUUUUGCACCUUCACCUCAAGGUAGACAAGAACUGGGGUAAUCCAAAGCGAGGUGCAAGCAUUCACCUGGCAGGCAAGAGCAGCCAGAGCAAAGUUCUACACUGGAAGAAUACGACCUAUGCCCCAAAGGAUGACGUGUUCUCCAACCGGGAUGGAAAAAUCACAAUUAGCAAAGGCGGACGGUAUUACAUCUAUGCCCAAGUCACCUUUUGCAGCAAGCCACAGUUGCCUGCCCCACUCAUAUUCAAGGUCCACGUCUAUCUUGACCUGCCGUUGGAGACACAUCAACUGCUAAUGAAGGGUGUUGGGACUUACAACACUGCAGUGGACCUGUGUGAUUUGCAGUCCAUCCACCUGAGCAGGGCUGUGGAGCUCCAGUCGGGCCACACCAUCUUUGUCAACGUAACGGACAUCUCCAGAGUAGAUUUCAACUAUGGGUACACCUACUUUGGCCUUAUUCAACUCUCCUAGAAAAAGAUGCUUCAUUCUGGGUCCCGCCAUCCCUUCUCCUGUCCUCCAACCGUAUUUAUGAACUCUCUGGUUCUAUUUCUUUUAUAGACAUAUUUUAUUUAAUUUA